AGUAAGUAUGGCCCAAGAGAAGAACAUGGCGGUUCCACAGUUACUCAGUAACGUCGAGUUAGUAAAACAAGGAGCUGAAGCUCGGGUGUACCGGACAGAGUUUCUGGGAAAACCGACUAUAGUGAAGGAACGGUUUCCGAAACGGUACAGACACCCAGUGCUGGAUCAAAAGUUGACUCACCGGAGGACGGUGCAGGAGGUGCGAUCCAUACUGCGCUGUCGGAGGGCAGGCAUAUCUGCCCCUGUAGUCUACUUUGUGGACUACAUGUCCCACUGUAUUUUCUUGGAGGAAGUGGUGGGUUCCUUGACUGUGUGUGACCACAUCGCCUCCACGCAGCAGUCUGAAUCCUGUCAGGACCAGGAGCUGGAGUGGCUGGCUCAGAGGGUGGGCCAGAUUCUGGCCAAAAUGCACGAUGAGGACGUGAUCCACGGAGACCUGACCACCUCCAACAUGCUGUUGAGACGUGGCCCAGAGGACCCAGAGUCCAACCUGGUCCUCAUUGACUUUGGCUUGAGUUACAUCUCUGCUCUGCCGGAGGAUAAGGGGGUUGACUUGUAUGUCUUGGAGAAGGCGUUCCUCAGUACUCACCCCAACACAGAGGCACUGUUUGAGAAGCUGCUGAAGAGCUACACGGCGUCAUCCAAGAAGUCGUCAGCAGUCAUUAAAAAGCUGGAUGAGGUUCGGCUGAGAGGUAGAAAGAGGUCCAUGGUGGGAUGAAGAUUCGAGCUGUGCUCAGGGACGAGGCUCUGUGGAGAAAACAUCCGAAAACAUGUUGGAUUUCUAACAAGACUGUUGUAAGGGAAGUAAAUAAAAAGUGUCUUGUAGUGAAAUGGACAGAAGUUUUCUCUUCAUUGUAAUGAUGUUGGAACAUCUCAGAGCAGUUUAUUUGCUGACAGGUGAUGAAAUGUCACAAGACAGACUUACAGAUAAUGUGUUAACAUACAAAGAUCUAUGGUUACACGUACUCAUGCCUGUGGCCUAGAUAUCUGUGCCAACUUCAGUUCUCAAGUAAGAGUUUGCUGACAGAUCAGACUGCAGGCGGGUGUUCACUGACCAUCAGCUGUUACACACUGACUUAACUGGGAUGUCCUCUCACUGCGAACAACACAGUCAUCUGAAUGUAUUACUUUUCUAAAUAAUAAAGUGAAAUUUUCACCCCA
Seriola dumerili (greater amberjack) is the source of this 1161-nucleotide messenger RNA. RefSeq names its product TP53 regulating kinase (gene tp53rk). Gene Ontology annotation, cellular component: nucleus; EKC/KEOPS complex; cytosol. Bases 8 to 718 code for a protein of 236 amino acids. Gene Ontology annotation, biological process: protein phosphorylation. The record is from RefSeq and is a predicted model, not a curated record. Lineage: Eukaryota; Metazoa; Chordata; Actinopteri; Carangiformes; Carangidae. The transcript is spliced from 2 exons. Gene Ontology annotation, molecular function: protein serine/threonine kinase activity; ATP binding.